CCGGCCGUGGGGAAUAAGCAAACCGUGAUCCAGAAAAUAAAAAAUUCAAAUCCACCGCUUGUGUUCUUUAAUCAGCUAGCUAGUAUACAUCACAAGAUCACGAAAAACAAACGAGGCAAAAACAUGAGUGGGGAUAUCGCACACAGAAGAGUCCACACGAAUGGGAUAUGGAUCCAUUUCGCAGAGAAAGGGAAGUGCAAAGAAGGCCCUCUCGUUCUCCUCAUUCAUGGCUUCCCUCAGCUCUGGUCCUCCUGGAAGUUCCAGAUGGACCGUCUCGUGGAAACAGGUUAUCGGGUCGUUGCGCCCGACAUGCGGGGCUACGGGGACUCGGAUUGCCCCCCUGACCCCGCGUCCUAUACCGUUUUUCAUCUGGUCGGAGACUUGAUUGGCCUUCUUGACAACCUUGGAGAAAAACAGGCAUUUGUGGUAGGGCAUGACUGGGGAGCUCAAGUUGCAUGGUACCUUUGCCUCUUCAGGCCAGACAGAGUCAAAGCACUAGUUAACAUGGGGGUUCCUUACAGACCUCAGUCCCCUGUCAAACCAGUUGAUUUCAUGACCAAAAUAUAUGGAGAAGGAUUCUACGUUUCUCAAUUUCAGGAACCGGGAAGGGCAGAAAGGUCAUUUUCCAAGUACGACUGCCUGACGAUACUUAAAAAGUUUCUGCUCAUCGACAGUCCUGAUCUUCUUGCUGCUCCUCCGGGUACUGAGAUCAUAGAUUUUCUCGAAACACCGUCUUCUUUACCGGCCUGGAUCACAGAGGAAGAACUUAAAACCUGCGCUGCCAAAUUCGAAAAAACAGGAUUCACAGGGGCCUUGAACUACUACCGUGCUAUGAACUUGAAUUGGGAGCUUCUUGGACCAUGGCGUGGAGCGAAGAUUACCGUUCCUACGAAAUUCAUAGUUGGAAACAAGGAUGCAGGGUUUGAAUCGUUUGGGACAAAGACUUACAUAGAGGGAGAAGAAUACAAGAGCCAUGUACCUAACAUGGAGGUGGUCGUUAUCGAUGGGCAUCACUUCAUCCACCAGGAGAGAGCUCAACUUGUCAGCAAUGAAAUCCUAUCCUUCUUCAAUAAUCACCCUGAUCAGGUGUAGUUUACCAAUACUUUCAACUUUGACGCAAUUAGUUCUAAUAUAAAUAGAAGGAAGCCUCAACCAAUUGUGCUCAUUGAAAUGGGUCUAUAAUUUUCAGCUUGUGUUUGCUUAUUAGUCACGAGUUCCCCCUUUUGUUUGCUUAUGCUGUAUGUACUAACACACAAAACUCUCAAAAUAAUAAUAUACGGGUGUCGUUUUAAUUAGCA
This is a messenger RNA of Rhododendron vialii, 1298 nucleotides long. RefSeq lists its product as uncharacterized. Lineage: Eukaryota; Viridiplantae; Streptophyta; Magnoliopsida; Ericales; Ericaceae. Gene Ontology annotation, molecular function: hydrolase activity. The record is from RefSeq and is a predicted model, not a curated record. Bases 124 to 1092 code for a protein of 322 amino acids. The transcript is spliced from 4 exons.